Panicum hallii is the source of this 2456-nucleotide messenger RNA. RefSeq names its product S-type anion channel SLAH2-like. Bases 273 to 2174 code for a protein of 633 amino acids. Gene Ontology annotation, biological process: transmembrane transport; intracellular monoatomic ion homeostasis. The record is from RefSeq and is a predicted model, not a curated record. The transcript has 3 exons. NCBI's taxonomy places the organism in Eukaryota, Viridiplantae, Streptophyta, Magnoliopsida, Poales, Poaceae. Gene Ontology annotation, molecular function: voltage-gated monoatomic anion channel activity. Gene Ontology annotation, cellular component: membrane.
CUGCACAUGCUCGCACCGUUUUCUUCAUCGGAGAUGUUCUGGCGCCGCUGCUAGUGUUGGGAAUCGAGAUCGAUCAUCAUCGUCUCCUGUCUGCCCAACAACUCGCAAGAACCGUCCAGACAUCUCCGAUCUCCUGCCACCUUGUGAUAUCUUUUAGAUUCACUCCAGUUUGUCAUAGCGUCCUGCCAAAUCGGCCCGUCACCAGGUUUCGUAGUCCAGCGGGGCGCGUCGACACUGGUACGGUCUCUUGCUCUCAGUCGGCUGAGUGAGCCAUGGAGGGGGCCACCGGCAACAGCACCACGCCCCGCGCCGUGCCGCCGCUUCUCGCCGACGUCGAGGUCUCCAACCUGCCCGGCUUCGACGUCACCCCGACGCCGAGCCCGCGCCACCAGGACGCCGCCACACCGACGACGCCGAGCGCGCGCCCGCAGCCCAGCCCCAAGAAGGCGUCCCGCCCCGGGGGGCUGCCGAUGGACCGCGUCACGCGCCGCAGCGAGGUGGUGCUCCCGUCGCUGGAAUCGCCGUUCCAGGCGCCGGGCUACCGCACGAUGCAGCCGGUGUCCAUCAGCCUCCCCGCGUCGCCGACCGGCUUCGGCGCGCCGGCCAUCCCCGCGGGGCUGGGCGGCGGCGCCGGCGGCGACCCGGACGGCCUAAGGCGGCAGGCCAUGGCGAACGCCGCGGCGCGCGGCGAACCUCAGCCGUCGCCGCCUGCCGCGCAGGACAAGCAUGGAGGGAGCGUCCGGUUCGCGCACCAGCCGGACAAGGUGGUGUUCCGGUCGCAGCCCAUCCCUGGCGGGCAGCCCGCGCCCCCCGGCAGCGCCCGGGCGGGCCGCGCCGGCAGCAGGGUCAUGAGCCGGGACAAGCGCUACGACUCGUUCAAGACCUUCUCCGGGAAGCUGGAGCGGCAGCUCACCCACCUGGCCCGCGCGCCGGAGGUGCACGACGACGAGGAGGACGGCGAGGACGACGCCAUCACCACCAGCCGCAGCACGUCCAUGCCCAAGGUGGACCGCUUCUUCGCGGCGCUGGAGGGCCCCGAGCUCGACCAGCUCAAGUCGUCCGAGGAGCUGGUGCUGCCGUCGGACAAGAAGUGGCCGUUCCUGCUCCGGUUCCCCGUGUCGGCGUUCGGCAUGAGCCUGGGCGUGAGCAGCCAGGCGAUCCUGUGGAAGACGAUCGCCACGUCGGCGCCCACCACGUUCCUGCACGUCGGCACCAAGGUGAACCUGGUGCUCUGGUGCAUCUCCGUGGCGCUCAUGUGCGCCAUCACGGCCGUGUACGCGCUCAAGGUCGCCUUCUUCUUCGAGGCUGUGCGGCGCGAGUACUACCACCCGAUCCGCGUCAACUUCUUCUUCGCGCCGUGGAUCGCGUGCCUGUUCCUGGCCAUCGGCGUGCCGCCGUCCGUGGCGACGGAGCUGCCGCGGUGGCUCUGGUACGCGCUGAUGGCGCCCGUGCUGGUCCUGGAGCUGAAGAUCUACGGGCAGUGGAUGUCCGGCGGGCAGCGGCGGCUGUCCAAGGUGGCGAACCCGUCGAACCACCUGUCCGUGGUGGGCAACUUCGUGGGCGCGCUGCUUGGCGCGUCCAUGGGGCUCCGGGAGGGCCCCGUGUUCUUCUUCUCCGUGGGGCUGGCGCACUACAGCGUGCUGUUCGUGACGCUGUACCAGCGCCUCCCCACGAACGAGACGCUGCCCAAGGAGCUCCACCCUGUGUUCUUCCUGUUCGUGGCGGCGCCGAGCGUGGCGUCCAUGGCGUGGGCCAGGAUCACGGGCGAGUUCGGGUACGGGUCCCGGGUGGCCUACUUCAUCGCCAUGUUCCUGUACGCGUCGCUGGCGGUGCGGAUCAACUUCUUCCGCGGGUUCCGCUUCUCGCUGGCGUGGUGGGCCUACACGUUCCCGAUGACCGGCGCCGCCAUCGCGUCGAUCCGGUACUCGACGGAGGUGGACAACACCUUCACCAAGGCGCUGUGCGUGGCGCUGUCCGCGGUGGCCGUGCUGACGGUGACGGCGCUGUUCGCCACCACGCUGGUGCACGCCUUCGUGCUCCGGAACCUCUUCCCCAACGACAUCUCCAUCGCCAUCACGGAGCGCAAGAUGAAGCCCAUCAUUGAGCUGCACGAGAGCCAGGGCGAGGACGGGAGCACCAAGAGCAACGACAUCGAGGCCGGCAGCGCGCAGUGAUGGCCAUGGCCUGAUGGGGCGGCGGCGACGGAGCCGGAGGAGUCGCCGAGCUCCACGCACGCCAUGCGUGGGGGAAUGACGCGACCGAGUUCUUGCAUUAUAUUGCUUGGAUCAUUGCUUGGUGGUUUACAAAGGGAGGAGGAGGAGCUUUUGAUCGAUCCUAUAUGGUUGCAGCUAUUAGUAUAGUAGUACUCAGUAAAACUACAUGUACAAAGUGGAUUGCGUCGUAUGGAUUGGUAAUUGUCGUGGAAAUUAUGCAUGCGAGCGCUAGUGUUGAUUUUA